Paramecium primaurelia is the source of this 555-nucleotide messenger RNA. The record is from the annotation of a GenBank genome assembly. NCBI's taxonomy places the organism in Eukaryota, Ciliophora, Oligohymenophorea, Peniculida, Parameciidae.
AUGAAUUCUUUUGACAAUUCAAUCUUUGAACAAUACCCAACAAGAAUGAGUUCUUUGUGGAAUUAAGGCUAACCUACUUACUCAUAGAUUGAUCACCAAUUACGACAAUCUUUUAAUGAUAAUCCAAUCUACAUAAAGGAUCAGUUUGAUGAAUUUGUAGGCAGACCUUAAUACUAGUUAGUUAAUUAAUACUUAGUGUCAAAUAAUUGUUAUGUUAAUAUGAGUAAUCUGUACUUAAAGAGAGUAACCCAUAACUAAGUAAUAAUUUUAUUUCAUCCAUAGGUUUAAGGCUUGUAAUUGUCAGGAAAAAACGAAUUUUUAUAAUUGUUCGGUGAAUAACGAGUAAUUUAAAAGUGGAAAACUUACAUGGCUAAAUACACAAUCCAAAGACACUUUUAGAAACAUUAUAAGAUACUCAAACUGAUAGGAUAAGGAUCCCAUGCUAAAGUGUAUAAAAUAUAGAGAAAAUAAGAUUCAAACAUUUUUGCUNCUUAAGUUUUUGAUAUUUUUAUUAAUUACUUUGAUGAUUCCAAUUGUUUUAAUAUCAUUAUAUGA